AGUGAGAGCUGGUCUGCCUUGACUUCUUGCCGGUGUCAGUCAAAACUCAUUUGACAACGGAGUCCUGUCUUGAGGAGGAAAGGCUGGUCGCUGGUUGUUCCUUGACCGCUCUUUUAAUAAAACCGCUUGUUCAGAAUCAGAGACCUGAAUUAGGAGGGAAGACAAGACAAUUUGCAAUGUGGUGGAAAAGGAAACUUCUGUCUUCUCAUUCGCAGACUGUCUACGAAGUCGUGACGGUGACAGGAGACGUCCGAGGAGCGGGGACCGAUGCCAAUGUCUUUGUUACUCUCUUUGGAGAAUUUGGCAUCACUCCGAAAGCCCAUCUGACCAGCAAGAGCAGCUCUGCCUUUGAGAGGAGCAAAACGGAUGUGUUUCGGGUGAGAACCAACAACGUUGGGACAAUCAGGAAAAUAAGAAUUGAACAUGACAACACAGGGAUGAAUGCCAGCUGGUUUCUGGAUCGUGUGAUAGUGACGGACAUGAACAGGCCCCACCUCCGCUUCUACUUCCCGUGCAACAAUUGGCUGAGCAAGGAUGAGGGUGACGGACUCUAUGUCAGAGAUCUUAUCGGUAGCCUUAACCCCAUGGAUGUUCCCAAAGUGAACAAAUAUGUGGUCAAAGUUUUUACAGGAGAUCUAAGUGGCAGUGGAACAGAUGCAGAUGUUUUUAUUAACCUUUUCGGCCAAAAUGGAGACACAGGAGAGCGGAGGCUGGACAACGACAAGGACAAUUUUGAGAAAGGUGCGGAAGACAAGUUCACCCUUGAUGCUCCCAACCUGGGAAAGUUGAGGAAGAUCACCAUAGGCCACAACAACAAGGGAGGCUCUGCCGGGUGGUUCUUGUCUAAGGUUAUCAUUGAGGACAUAGGCAACAAAUGUAUUUACAACUUCCCAUGCGGCCGCUGGUUUGCUCUGGAUGAAGAUGAUGGGAAAAUCCAGCGGGAUAUUCUAGUGGGAGGAACAGAGGCUACAGGCAUUGUCUACAACGUGGCUGUGGUGACUGGGGACAUCAGAGGGGCUGGCAACUCCAAAAUCCAUAUGGUCAUGCACGGCUCCAAAGGGCUGAAGAACAGCGGGAAGGUCUUCCUGGAAGGAGGCGAGUUCGAGCGUGCCAGGACCGAUCUUUUCAACGUGGAGAUAGCUGCUCUCCUGAGUCCCUUGAGCCGCGUCUCAAUUGGACACGACAAUGCAGGUGUCGGCUGCGGCUGGUACUGCGAGAAGGUGGUGGUGUAUUGCCCAUUUACCGGUAUCGAACAGACCUUCCCGUGUGGGAAGUGGCUGGAUGAGGAUGACGGUGAUGGACUGGUGGAACGGGAGCUGUACGAAAUGGUCUCGCUGCGUAAGAAGAGACUGAAAAAAAACCCUUGGUCCCUGUGGAUUUGGACAAGUGAUAUUAAGGGCGCAGGGACAGACGCCCCCAUCUUCCUCCAGGUUUACGGUGACAAAGGAAAGUCCGACGAAAUGAAGCUGGACAAUAACUCUGAUAACUUUGAAGCUGGACAAACGGACAAAUUCAUGAUUGAGCUCCCAGAUCUGGGCAAUUUGUACAAGAUCCGGAUAUGGCACGAGAAGAGGAGCCCAUUUGCUGGCUGGCAUCUACAUAAGGUAACCCUUUUGAAAACCCUGACGAAAGAGAAGUACACAUUCAACUGUGACCGCUGGCUGGAUAGCAACGAGGACGACAACGAGAUUGUGCGGGAGCUAACAGCCGAAGGCCCACAGGUGGCUGAAGUGAAGCCAGUGAAAAAGUACCGGGUCGUUGUUCACACCGGGAUGGUGAGUGGAAGCGGUACAGAUGCCAACGUCUUCACUUGCCUCUAUGGGGAUCAGGGAGACACCGGAGACCGCGUCCUGCAGAACAGCGUGAACGCGAUCAAUAAAUUUGAGAAGGGCAAUGCCGAUGAGUUCAUCAUUGAGGCGGUCGACCUGAAGCAGGUGAGAAGGGUGAGGAUAGGGCAUGACGGCAAAGGAGGAAGCAGCGGCUGGUACCUUGGCAAAGUGAUAGUGAGGGAAGAUGGACAGCCAGAGAGUGAGGAUCAAGAAUUCCCCUGCUACAGAUGGCUUGACAAGAAUGAGGAUGAUGGCAUGAUUAUUCGAGAGUUAGUUCCAGCUGGGAGAUCAUCUAUUCUGGAAAAUAUCGGUUACCACAUCAGCAUAAAAACAGGGGACGUCCCUGGAGCCAGCUCAGAUUCAAAGGUUUUGAUCAAGCUCUACGGUGAAAAAGCAGACACGAAAAAGGAGACGCUUUUGGUGUCUGAUAAUGACUUAGAGGACUACUUUGAACGAGGACGGAUCGAUAUCUUCACUCUUGACACAAUGGACAUUGGGGAGAUCAAGCGGAUUUCCAUCGGGCACGACAAUGUAGGACUCCGAGCUGGCUGGCACCUUGGCAGUGUUGAGAUUUCAAUUCCUGUCCACGGCAAGCAGUACAACUUCCCUUGCAACCGGUGGCUGGACAAAACCGAAGCCGAUGGAAAGGUAGAGAUUGAAGUCUACCCCAGCGAGAUCGUCCCAAUUGAGAAACUGAUAAAUUACGAGGUGUGUGUUGUGACUGGCGACGUGAGGAAUGCGGGAACCAAUGCCAACGUCUUCAUGCAGAUUUAUGGUGAGCUGGGCAAGACAGAGGUCCUGAUUCUGAGAAACCGGUCAAACAACUAUGAGAGAGGAGCGACAGAAACCUUCAAGGUAGAAGCUGCGGACGUUGGCAAGGUCUACAAGAUUCGAAUUGGCCACGACGGGAGUGGCAUUGGGGACGGCUGGUUCUUGGAAACUGUCACGGUUAAGAAGAUGCCGACAAGGGAGGAAAAGAAGAAAAAGAAGAAGAAGAAGAAGAAGUCUCCUGAAGAAGCGGAGGAAGAGGAGGAGCCUCAGGAGAUAGAUAUUAUGGAGGUUUAUCAGUUUGAAGCCCACCGAUGGCUGGCCAGGGAUGAAGAGGACAAGGAGCUGGUGGUGGAACUAAUACCAGAGGAUGGAGAGGAAAUUGAAGCAAACUUGUAUGAAGUCAAUGUUAUCACUGGGGGCGUGUGGGGCGCCGGAACGGAUGCUAACGUUUACCUGAGCAUCUAUGGUGAAAGAGGAGACACCGGAGAGAGGCACCUGAAGCGCUCAGAUCACCUCAACAAAUUUGAGAAGAACCAGGUGGACGUAUUCACUGUUCCAGCCAUUGAUCUGGGAGAGCUCAAGAAGGUUCGCAUCCGCCACGAUAACACCGGAAGCAAUCCCGCUUGGUUCCUGGAGAGGAUCGAGGUCAUUGACACCAACGAGGACAUCACUUAUUAUUUCCCAUGCCAGAGGUGGCUGGCAGUGGAAGAAGACGACGGUCAGGUUGCCAGAGAGCUGGUCCCAGUGGACGAAGCCUUUGUGCUGAAGGAUACAGACGAUUCUGGGUCUCUUGCAACACUCGGCCUGGAACAGAAAGCUCAAUCCACGACGUUUACCGUGACUGUGAAAACUGGGGACAAGAAACGUGGUGGGACGGACGCCAACGUCUUCAUCGUCCUUUAUGGCACCAAAGAUGAUACAGGGACGAUUGGCCUGAAGGCUUCUAAGACGAACAAGAACAAAUUUGAGCGAGGAAAGAUUGAUGUGUUCACGGUGGAAUGUGUGGACCUCGGAGACCUAAAAAAAAUUAAGAUUGGCCACGAUAACACAGGUAAAGCUCAAGGUUGGUUCUUGGAAUGGGUAGAAGUGGAUGCCCCAUGCCUGGGGCUGUGUCUUGUGUUCCCUUGUGGCCGUUGGCUGGAUAAAUCAGAAGACGAUGGAGCCAUUGAAAGAGUUCUCUUCCCUGCAACCCUACAGACCAGGACAUAUGUCCCAUUUGUUCCCUACGAGGUCACUGUUUACACAAGUGAUAUUUUUGGAGCUGGGACUGAUGCAGACGUCUUCAUUGUCCUGUAUGGAGCUGAUGGGGUUUGCACUCGCCAGAAAUCCUUGUGCCAAAACAAGAGGGAGCGAAGAAUGUUCUUUGAGAGGAACACCGUGAAUCAGUUCAUUGUUGAGUUGGAGGACAUUGGGGACAUUCUUGAAAAGAUCCGCAUUGGGCAUGACGGCGCAGGGAUUAAUCCUGGUUGGCAUCUUGAUAAAGUGCAGAUACGAAGGCUUUUACCCAAUGGAAAGGGUUCUGAAAAAACAACGUUUCCUUGUGAGAAGUGGCUGGCCACCUCUGAAGAUGAUGGCGAGAUUAUGAGGGAGCUGGUUCCAUCCAGAGUCUUUACUGAAAAACUGUUGAAAGAUGGGACGCUCAAGCAGAUUGAUGAACUAAUUGAUGAUCCGCUGGAAAUCCAUACGUACAAGAUUAGCGUUUUCACCGGCGAUAUUUUCGGCGCUGGGACGGAUGCCAGCGUGUUCUUGACGAUAUAUGGAGACCUGGGAGACACAGGGGAGAGACAACUCAGCAGCUCUGAAACGAACAUGAACAAGUUCGAAAGAGGACAGGAAGACAUAUUCUCAAUCCAAGCCGUGGACCUCGGUGCUGUCUUCAAAAUCAACAUUCGGCAUGACAACACGAACCCAAGGCCAGAUUGGUACCUAGAGAAAAUAGAGAUCCUGAAUGACAACACAGAAGAAUUGUUCCUGUUUCCGUGCGAACGCUGGCUCUCGAGGAAGAAGGAGGAUCUGAUGACAGAGCGAGUCCUUUUUGAAAAAAACUACGAUCCUGACAAAAAAAACGUCGGUGACUCAUCCCUGAGCCGGGACAACAAUGCCAACAUGAAGGAUAAGAAAACAGACAGUUCGAGUGAAUCUUCUCCGGAAGGGCCAUUAAUUCCUUACCACAUCAUUGUCACCACGGGUGCCGAGCUGGGUUCAGACACCGACAGCCGCGUCUAUAUCAUCAUUUCGGGUCCCCGGAAGCUGCAGACGGGCCGGCUGUGGCUUGACCUCCCAGAUGGACAGACUGAGUUUGCAGAUGCCUCCGUGGAGAAAUUCUCCGUCAUGGGACUGGAUGUGGAAGAAGUCAAAAGUAUGGAGGUGGGUCAUGAUGGUGCCACACCAGAAAGCUCCUGGCUCUUGGAAGAAAUAACCAUCAUUGUGCCCACCAAAGGUGUCAUGUAUACCUUUGUCUGCAAGUGCUGGCUGGCCAGAGACAUGGGAGAUGGACUUACCUCGCGGGUCUACAACAUCCUGGAUGCAGACUGUGUCAACGUUGGCCUGAAGAUUCUCUAUGAGGUGACCGUUGUGACUGGCGAUGUCUCACACGCCGGUACGGAUGCUGGUAUUUUUAUAGUGCUCUUUGGAUCUAACGGGUGCUCUGAAGAGAUGCAGCUGGAAAAAAACGGAGUCAGAUUUGAGAUCGGCCAAAAGGACACCUUCAUCAUGGAGAUUCCUGACAUUGCACCACUCAGGAAGAUGAGGAUACGGACGGAUGGAGAAGGGUGUCGCCCAGAUUGGUUUCUCGAACAGAUCACCAUGAAGAAUCUGACCACUCAAGAGGUGACCGUGUUUGCAUACAAUGAAUGGCUCUCCACGCAGUGGGGAGACAAUCUCACCCUGGAAUGGGAGAUUCCGGCAGUAAUCGAUGAUGAGCAGAUGAUGGAUUAUACUGAAUAUACGAUUCAGGUUAAAACCAGCGAUGUCGGAGCGGCUGGAACAGAUGCCAAUGUCUUCAUGAUCAUCUUUGGGGAGAACGGGGACUCUGGGACUUUGGCUCUUAAAGAAGCAAACACGUCCAACAAAUUUGAGAGGAACCAGUUGGAUGUUUUCUAUUUCUCCGAUAUACUCAGUCUUGGGGAUCUCUGCAAAGUGCGGAUCUGGCACGACAAUACAGGGAUAGCGCCCGGCUGGCACUUGGAGUACAUCGAUAUAGAAGACUCCCUGAUGGACAAGAUGUUCCGCUUCCAGUGUGAUCGCUGGCUGGCGAAGAGCGAAGAUGAUGGGCAGCUCCUCCGAGAGCUGGCUUGUGCCAAUAAUGACAUCCUGGAACUGAAGGAACGCACCUCUUACAAGAUCGAGACAGUCACGAGCGACCGAGAUGACGCAGAGACAAAGGAGAACGUCUCUCUUAUUUUCGAGGGGAAGAAGGGACGGUCAAAAGAGUUCCUUCUGGAGAACUCACCCAAAAAAAGGAGAUUUUUAAGAGGAGCAACAGACGAAUUUGAGUUCGCUUCCAAGAAUGUCGGCGAUAUUGCGGCCAUCUGUGUUAGUCACUGUCCAAAAGAUGGAAAGAAAUCAAGUGUGAAAACAGAAGUCUGCUGGCAUGUUGAGGAGAUUAUCGUCACGGAGUUGGAACUUUUCAACCAGUAUUUCUUCAGGUGCAAUGCAAAAAUACCACUCUGCAGGAAAAGGGGCGACCACAAGGUCUUUGAGUGUGCCAAGGUGAUCGAGAGCUUUGCCAGCAAAGCUCGGAGUUUGGUGCCAGUCAAAUAUGAGGUCAUUGUUGUGACAGGGUUUGAGAAGGGGUCUGGCACAGACGCCAACGUCCUGAUUACCAUAUUCGGAGUGAACGGGGACUCCGGCAAGCGGGCGCUCAAACAGAAGUGCCGCAACCUCUUUGAGCGGGGCAAUACCGACCGGUUCUACUUGGAGAUCCUUGAGCUUGGGGAGUUGAAAAAAGUCCGCAUUGAGCACGACAGCACUGGGAUCUCGUGCGGAUGGCUGGUGGAACGGGUGGAGAUCACCAACUCCGCUACAGGCGUGACCACAAAUUUCCCCUGCGGGAAGUGGCUGGAUCAGAAUCGAGGCGAUGGGUUAACCUACAGAGAGCUGUUUCCAAGGAAUUAAUGGCAACGUUAAAUGUACAUUUUUUUCAUGAAAUCCUUAAACCUGGCUGGGCAAUGGUGUUUCCCAGUCUGGGUCCCUGUUCCUGUUCUUCCCCCAUCUUAAAAAGAAUGUCAAAACAAACCCAUUUUUGCUUACCAUGUAAAUUUAAACCAACCAGUUUCCUUUCAACGGGCUUCCAGGCUUCUGCUACAGAAUAUUGGCAGUUUACCCCUAUUUUGUAAAAAUAUGCGCCUCUUCGGUAAAAUUUUCAUUGCACUUAAAACUUCUUUUCUCCUUGUUUAAAUCAUUUCGGAGCAAUCCACAAAAAACGUUAAUGCGCAGUUCAUUUGUCAUUAUAGUGCCUGUUCACUGGAAAACCUUUACUACAAUUCCUUUAAAAUGCUGUGUUUUAACAUUUUUAAUUAUUGCUGUUAUUUGAUUUAUCCUCUUUUUUAAUUAAAAAAAGAAAAAAUACUUUAACGAAAAGCAACUUACAUGAAAAACAGAAGGCGCUUUUCUCUGAUUAAAAACAUUUCCAGUGUGUGCGAUGGAGCCAUUUUAACUUUGCCAGAUUAUAUGCUGGUACUUAAGCAUGAAUAAAGUUGACUUU
Molecule: messenger RNA, 7305 nt
Organism: Podarcis muralis (Common wall lizard)
Lineage: Eukaryota; Metazoa; Chordata; Lepidosauria; Squamata; Lacertidae
Gene: LOXHD1
Product: lipoxygenase homology PLAT domains 1
Molecular function (GO): protein binding
Source: RefSeq, a predicted model, not a curated record